AUGUUCGAAAGUGUCGUGUCACCACCUCAGGUCCGUGGUCGGGUACCUCGGGUUCAACCAGCCCCAAGACCGGUCGCUGCGACCAAUAUCAUCGAUAUCCGCAGCGAUAAAGCAGAGACUCAGCUGCGCCAAUCGCUAGAGGCUUCCAUCCACGCGGCUUGUCACGGUGAGGCUGCCAUGCCAGAACUUCUCCUUUGGGAUGAACAGGGACUCCGCUAUUUUGAAGACGUGACGUACGCCCCGUCGUACUACCUGACCAAUGAAGAAAUUGGCCUACUUGAAAAGCACAAAUACCAGAUCGCACAACACAUUCCGUCCGGCAGUAUGCUGGUUGAGCUAGGCAGCGGAAAUCUCCGCAAGAUUAAGAUUCUUCUAGAUGCUCUAGACGAAUUGGGUCGGGAAGUGGACUACUUCGCGUUGGAUGUUUCGUAUCAGGAGCUCCACCGGACUCUUAGCAUCGUGCCCCCGGGAACGUUUCGCCAUGUACGCUGCUUUGGGUUACUGGGAACCUACGAUGACGGUCACAACUGGAUGCAAUUGCCCGAAAUUCGUUCGCGAUCCAAGACCAUUCUCUCCCUGGGAUCAACAUUGGGUAGUUUCCAGCGGCCGGAAGCCGCCGACUUCUUGGCUAGUUUCGUCACCCCCGAAAACAAUUCGUCGCUGCUCAUCGGCUUGGAUGGAUGCAAAGAUGCCGAUCGGGUGCUGGCCGCCUAUAACGAUUCCGAGGGGUUCAAUCGGCGUUUCAUCAAGCACGGCCUUGAACGCGCGAACGAGAUCCUAGGGCCGGAUACCUUCGAUCUCGACAAAUGGGAUGUCAUUGGCCGCUGGGAUGCAGCGCAUGGAAGCCAUAACCAGUACUAUGUCCCCUCAGAUGAGGUGUCUCUAACGGGAGAGACCAUUCCAGCGGGCCGGAGCAUCUUGGCAAUCAAAAGCCACAAGUACGAUGCUGACGACAGGGAUGCGUUGUGCCGAAGAGCAGACUUGGCUGUUAGCGAUGCAUGGGCAUCUAAGAACCAAUACACUAACCCGCUCCCAGAUUUACUAUAUCUUGAGAAACCAUAG
Molecule: messenger RNA, 1062 nt
Organism: Aspergillus niger
Lineage: Eukaryota; Fungi; Ascomycota; Eurotiomycetes; Eurotiales; Aspergillaceae
Exons: 3
Coding region: 1-1062 (353 amino acids)
Molecular function (GO): methyltransferase activity
Source: RefSeq, a predicted model, not a curated record